Messenger RNA from Vombatus ursinus (common wombat), 1257 nucleotides. It is a transcript of the gene ACTL9, whose product is annotated as actin like 9. The coding region runs from base 1 to 1257 and encodes 418 amino acids. Gene Ontology annotation, cellular component: cytoplasm; NuA4 histone acetyltransferase complex; membrane. Gene Ontology annotation, molecular function: protein kinase binding; nucleosomal DNA binding. The transcript has a single exon. NCBI's taxonomy places the organism in Eukaryota, Metazoa, Chordata, Mammalia, Diprotodontia, Vombatidae. The record is from RefSeq and is a predicted model, not a curated record. Gene Ontology annotation, biological process: axonogenesis; cell motility.
AUGGACUUCCACUUAGAUGACUCCCAGGCUAUCAGUCACUCUUCCAAUCUCCACAAUGGCCAUCCCCAGUCCAGCACAAUACUAGAUGAUGUGAGCCUGCCAGUGGAUGAGGACGUCCCCUUUGUUCUGGGAGAUGGCAUUAUAGAGAAGACAGGUGCUGUGGUCAUUGACAUGGGCACAGGGACCUGCAAGUCUGGCUUUGCUGGACAGGCGAAGCCCAUGUCUACUGUGGCCACUGUGCUUGGUCGCUUGCCAGAGAAGGCUUCAACAGCUAGCCAGCCUCAGCUGCCAACCUUCAUCGGUGAGAGCGCAAGAGAGCACCCAGGACUCAGCCUGGUCCAGCCCUUGAGGAAUGGCAUCAUUGUGGACUGGGAGGCAGCAGAGACCCUUUGGCACUACAUUUUCUAUAAUGACCUGGGAGUGUGCCCGGAGGAUCAUGCCCUCCUUCUCUCUGACCCACCAUUCAGCCCCACCACUAACCGGGAAAAAAUGGUGGAGGUGGUGUUCGAAUCUCUCCGCUCUCCGGGCAUGUAUGUGGCCUACCAAUCAGUGCUAUCUGUCUAUGCCCAUGGGCUGGUCAGUGGGCUGGUGGUGGAUUUGGGCCAUGGUGUGACUCACACUGUCCCAGUGUAUCAGGGUUACAACCUGCCCCAUGCCACCGAGCGGAUGGAUCUGGCCGGGGCCCACCUAACAGCCUACCUGGCUGAGAUGCUUCGAAGUGCUGGCUACCCCUUCGGUGAAAGGGACACCUCCCUGGUGGAAACCAUUAAACACCAGUGCUGCUACGUAGCUGCUGACCUCAUGAUGGAGCAGAACCAGCCCACAAAGGAUAGCCGAGAGAACUACCAGCUGCCUGAUGGACGGGUCAUCACCCUCGGCAAAGAGCGUUUCCAGUGCCCUGAGCUGCUCUUUAACCCGCCAGCGAUGCCAGGACUUGUACCCUUGGGAAUCUCGGACAUGGCCAAGGAAAGCCUGGGGAAGGUGCCCAAUGAGGCCCGUGAAGACAUCUCCCGGAAUGUCCUGCUGUGUGGUGGGUCUUCCCUCUUCCCAGGGCUAGAGCAGCGCUUCACCAACGAGCUGCUCCGUGGGGCACCUCCCCAGACCUCCAUGGCUGUGUCUGCCCAGCCCCUGCGGAACUACUCCGUAUGGAUUGGAGGUUCCAUCCUUGCUUCUCUCCGGGCUUUUCAAUCCUGCUGGAUCCAACGGGGCCAGUACGAGGAGCAAGGACCAUACAUUGUCUAUCGGAAGUGUUAUUGA